This is a messenger RNA of Miscanthus lutarioriparius, 1980 nucleotides long. The record is from the annotation of a GenBank genome assembly. Lineage: Eukaryota; Viridiplantae; Streptophyta; Magnoliopsida; Poales; Poaceae.
AUGGAGAAAGGUGACGUGCGGGUGGACCUCGACAAGCUCCCCAUCAAGCGCCUUGAGGCCAUUGACGAGAUUGGCAACGAGCACUACCCACCGGACACUAGCAACGAGGAGCAGCGACUUGCAGCCAUCCGCCGGAUUGACUUCUCCUGGGUCAUAGAGAAGGAUGCAAAGAAGGCCAAGAAGGCGGCUGAGGCUGACACUACCCAGCAGGCAUGGCCCUGGCAGGGCCUUAUGGAGAGCCUGCAGCAGGCACAUCAGGAGCUCUCCGUCGUCUUAGACCUCAUCGGCACGGUGGAGGCUAAUGACGCUGUGGCCGUCGCCUCGACAACGAAGCCCAAGUCGCAGCCAAAUGAAAUACUUGUUGACAUGGCAGUCUCUGCUGCCACCAAGCUCCAGCGCCUUAGGCAUUUGUCACGGUACUUCAAACAAUCUUCUAGGACAAUGGAGCAACAGUUCCAAAAGGAGACUAGGUUCUACAGCUCCUUAAUAAGAUUGCAGCAGAACUGGAAAGUGAAGCGGCAGCGGGCUGUUGGGAGUCCAGGAAGUGAAGGCUUCAUGUUUGAUCUAGUUGAUAGUUCUCAGCUAGACACAACAACAAUGCCUCGGUUAUCACCAUUAUCUUUAAUUCCGAUUGAUCAAGACUCUUCAGGCACUUUGUCUGUACAAAUACCACAGAAGUCUUUCCGUUCCUUGAGCCUUCAAUUUCGUGGAGACAUAGCCAAUAAUGCAGAAAGCAGUGCUAUAAAAAAGAAAGAAGGCACGUUAACCAACACAACUACUGAAGCCAAAAAGGAUGUUUUGGAGAAUGAUGAUGUCAAUAAGUCUAUCAAACAUGCACAUUCCAUCCUUCGUGACAUCCACAGGUCCAUAUUUGAGGAGCAGGUAUUUGAUAUGGUGAUCCGGGAGACAUUUAUCCAAUCUCAAGGCAUCAAUGUUACUGGGAUGUGCGAAGAUUUUCUGCAAUUAGCGAUUGGCCAGGAGUGUUCUUUGUGCCUUUCGCUUGAGCUCUCUGGACAAAAUAGUAACUCAGGAACAGUAGGGCAGGAAGAUCAUAUGGAUACAGAUUAUACUGGAAGUCUUGCAGUAGCCACUGUAAAUGGGAAGGAGUCUUCAAAUAAGGAUGUGAGAGGGUUUCCUAACCCCAAAUCCUUAGAAAUUUACCUGCUACAUAUGUUCCAUGAAAACAUUCUUAGGAAACUCAGGGAGAAAUCUCGUCUUAUGGUUCGUUACCAGGGUUCUGCUCAGGCUGCACCUGACGAUUGUGGCCUGCUAAGUCAUUUUUGCAUGACAGUGUCUCACAGGAUAUUUUCUAACAAAGUACAUUUGGAGCUGGAAAGUGUGGUUAGUAGGGUUCCUUAUCUCCAUCUGCGUUCCCUUCCUACAUGGCAUUCUCGGACGUCUUCCUGGUCUCUCUGCUUGAAAGUUCCUCAGCCUACCCUGUCCACAGAUCGAGCCAGAAAGCCUUCAGACCAUCACGAGCUGAAGUACAAAUCCAGGUCACAGUUUAGUACAAAGGUGAUCUUGAAAGAUGGCCAAAUUAGUUUAAUGGGUGAGGGCUCUCCAAGCAUUGCUGGAUCGUUGACUGGGAAGCCAUCUGAUGGACGUCUGAUAAAUAGUUACAAUUGUGACUUGGAAGACCUCCCAUUGAUGCUUCUGCAGCAGGUUGCCAGUCAAGUAAUCCACUGGCUCCAUGAUGAAGCAAUGGUUCUUGGGAUGAAUGUGACUAGAGAUUUCCUGUGCCUGUACUUUGAUCUUGACCAAGGCGAAACACUUGGCCUAGUGGCACAUGUUGAUCCGGAUGACACAUAUGGCUGCAUCUCAUGGUACCUCACUGUUGAUCACCCAACGGAGGAGGGGAAGAUGUCAGCGGAUAGUCCAGAGUUAGAGAAGCGUAGGUUUUUGGGGUACCUUUCACUGGAAGUGCUUUACUCUACCCUGAUGGACCUGAUAAAAUUGUGCAGCACAGGUGUCCAGCACUGA